Messenger RNA from Trichomonas vaginalis G3, 1290 nucleotides. Its product is annotated as microtubule binding. Lineage: Eukaryota; Parabasalia; Trichomonadida; Trichomonadidae. Bases 1 to 1290 code for a protein of 429 amino acids. The record is from RefSeq and is a predicted model, not a curated record. The transcript has a single exon.
AUGGAUCUUUCUGAUAAACUUAGGCAACUUUACGAUAAAGAUGCACUUCUUGAUGACAAGGUUACUGCCAAUGAAGAUACUCUCAACGAUCUCGAAGAUAAACUUAAAGAACUUAAAGAUCAGAUAAGAAAUAAUGAGGUUGCCAAAGUCACACAAGGUGCACAAGAUCUCCAAGGUGUUAACGAUGCUCUUAUAGCUCUCAACAACCUCAUAAAUACUAAAGCGGAUGAUGAUGUUCUUAAGGCCCUUGUUGUAAGACUUGACAAUAAGGACAAUAAGCAAGAAGAAGACAUUAAAGCAAUUAUGGACCACAUCAAAGAUACAGAACAAAAGAAGCAAGAAGAUGAACAGCGUGCUGCAAAGAACAAAGCACUUGUUCAGUCACUUAAUGACAGAUUUGAUGACAUUGAUAACAAGAUCAAGGCUGGCGAUGAUAAGAAUAUGAAUGACAUAGAAGAUCUAAAGAACUUACUCAAGGCCAUCCAAGAUCAGAUUAAUAACAAUGACAACAAAGAUAACAAACAAGAUGAAGAAAUUGAAAAUAUCAAACAACAGGUUAAUGAACUGAAGAACAGAGACGAUGCUCAGUAUGACAGAGACAGUAAACUCGAUGAUGCAGUCAAACAGUUAGCCGACAGAGUCCAAGAUCUUGCAGACAAAUUCAAUGACACACAAGAGGCUAAGUUGUCAGAGGCACCACAAGAUCUUGACAGAAUCAAUGAGAAGUUGAAUGCCAUCUUAGUCAUUCUCAAGAGCAAAGUCGACAAGGAAACAAUCAUUCAAAUUGAACAGAGAAUUAUUCAAUUAGAAACACUUUAUAGAGAACAGAAUACACAAAUAAUAGUAAUGAACAAUACAUUCACAGAACAGAUACAAGUAAUUAUCAGCAGACUUGAAGUUUUGGAGCACAGAGUAAUCGAACAUAGAGAAACAGAAUACAUUGUUCUCCAACAGAACGUACAACUUCUGAUGCAGAAGGUUGACGAACUCGCUGAUAAGAACAAGGAAUUACAAUUGAAAUUAGAAGAGAAGGAACUUAACGAGGAAGAGGAAGAUGUAGUUGCAGUUACAAGAGAUGUACAAAUUGCUGAGGAGGAAGAGGCGCCAGAAUCAGCAAUAGUUGAGGCAAGCAAAUCAGACGAUGAAAAUGAAGAGGAAGAUGAAGAAGAAGAGUUACUCAUUGAACACGAGUCAUUCGACCUCAGGAGGCUUAUUUUACGAGUCGAUGCACUCACAUUCGCAUUCAUCAUCCUAGCAAUUUCAUACUUAAUCAUCCUCGCUAGGUCUUAA